AUGACAGAACUACCACCAUUACAACAACAACAACAACAACAAUCGCAAGGUAUCGGAGGAGGAAAACACAAGAAAAAACAUAAUGGUUUGAUUGAUAAUGCAUCAGUCUUUUUCCCUACAUCUGGACCUAUCAAACAUUAUUUUGCAUUGUUUAUUGGUUAUGCUGUUAAAUUAUUCACAUUAGAGGAUGGUAUCGAUUUAUAUCGUCAUGGUUGUUUUGGUAAAGGCAAUCUUUCUAGAUCGGAACCAGUCUAUAACUCUAGGUCUAACAAUAGUAAUGGAGGAGGAGAUCAAAAAAGAGUUACAAAAGGAGGUUUUCAUAUAAAGAAAAAAGUAAAGAUAAAUAAUCAAAAUAAUCAAAAUAAUAAUACAAAUAAUAAUAAUAAUAAUGCGACGGCAUCAACAGAAAAUAAUGAAAAUAUAACAUUUGAAGAAUAUCUACAACUUAGUUUAUAUGAAGCUUUCUAUUUAUCAUAUUCAUUUGGAUGUUUAACAAUAUUAAGAUAUCCAAAUGAUAAUGAAAUAGAUGAAAUAGAAAUUGAAGAAAAAGGAGAAGAAAAGGAAGAAAAAUUAAAUUUACGUAAAUAUGUUAGAAUGACAAUAGAAGAAUGUUGGAUAAAAUUUAAUCAAUAUGAUAAAUCAUUUUUAUAUGGAUAUAUAGUUUAUCAUCAUUUUCGAUCGAUUGGAUGGAUAGUAAGAUCUGGAUUAAAAUAUGGAUGUGAUUUUGUGCUAUAUAAACUUAGUCCUGAACUCAUACAUGCUCAAUAUGCAAUCAUUGCCAAACCAACCAAAGAAUUAUUAUCACUGUUGGAGAGGAUGGGAUUGGAUACUAGGACAAUGGAAGGAUUAUCACCAAAGAUUGAUGAAACUUGGGAAAGUCUAAGUUGUAUGAAUAGAGUAUCUGAAAAUGUUUCAAAAGGAAUUAUUAUUUGUAAUGUUUUAACAAAAGAUAAAGAAGAAAAAGAAUUGGAAAUUAUUAAAUCUUUAGAACAAAUAGAAAAUGAAAUAAUAAGAGAAGAGGAGGAAAAAUUAAAUAUUAGAUUAUCAUUAUUACUUGUAAUGUUGUCAGAAGGACAUUUUAAAAUUAAUAUUUGGUCAUUUAAUCGUUGGUUACCAACUAAAGCUAGAAUUAAUAAUAAUAUAGAAACAAAUAAACCUAAAACCACCACUAGUAGUACUGAGGGAUGA
This is a messenger RNA of Cavenderia fasciculata, 1188 nucleotides long. RefSeq lists its product as uncharacterized. Lineage: Eukaryota; Evosea; Eumycetozoa; Acytosteliales; Cavenderiaceae. Gene Ontology annotation, biological process: tRNA-type intron splice site recognition and cleavage; tRNA splicing, via endonucleolytic cleavage and ligation. The transcript is spliced from 2 exons. The record is from RefSeq and is a predicted model, not a curated record. The coding region runs from base 1 to 1188 and encodes 395 amino acids. Gene Ontology annotation, cellular component: tRNA-intron endonuclease complex. Gene Ontology annotation, molecular function: nucleic acid binding; tRNA-intron lyase activity.